This is a messenger RNA of Xylaria bambusicola, 1064 nucleotides long. Its product is annotated as NTF2-like protein. The transcript has a single exon. The record is from RefSeq and is a predicted model, not a curated record. Gene Ontology annotation, biological process: polyketide metabolic process. Lineage: Eukaryota; Fungi; Ascomycota; Sordariomycetes; Xylariales; Xylariaceae. The coding region runs from base 159 to 587 and encodes 142 amino acids.
CAGCAAGUCGUCUAUUGUUAUAUCUGAUCACGAUCUCCUGUUGAAAUAUCCGCUACUUACAUCUCUUUCCGUCUUCGAACUACCUUCCACAUUAACGCCUGUGCUUCAUCCGCGAUUUCUAUCACCCGAGGUCGAAAAUCCAGACAUCGAUCCCAGUCAUGGCCACAUCUCAAGAAACUCCCUCCCCCUUGGCCCAGGAGAAGCUCAAGAUCCGCGAGUUCUACCAGUCGUACCUAGACGCCUGCAACGAUCAAGACUGGGACCGCAUGCAGCAAUUUUACGCGUCGCCACACGUGCUCGUAGACGGCGAGCCCAGAUCGCCGUCGCAGCUCGUCGAGCGCGCCAGUUCCAUGGCCGCAGGCUUCGCCGACUGGCGCUUGGAGGUUUGGCACUUCGCCGUCGAUGGUGAUCUGAUCUACGUGCACCUCAAGCUCGGCGGCACGCAUACAGCGACGUUCCAGGGGAUCGAACCCACUGGUCGCCGCGUUGACACGACUGAGUUCGCGCUGUAUCGCCUUGUCGACGGGAAGUUCGUCGAGAUCUGGCCUAUGCUGAAUAUGGAGGCUGUAAUAAAACAGAUUCAGUAGCGUUUGCACCGAGACGGUACGGCCAGGCUUAGUGUUGAAGAGUGACCUUGGAUAGAAAUUGCGACUAGACGACCCUUUUCUUGGCUUUCUCUCAGGUUUAUGCGGCCGUCAAUGCCUACAUGGGAUUUUGGUUCAUCACCGUUCGUUAACUGAGGACCUUGCGCGCUGCUGUAGUUUCGUAUAACUUACUCCAAAUCGUCUUUGAUACGGUCUUGGUGAUGCCACAGAGUCUUGGAUCAGGCUUACGACUACAGCGCGAGAACAGCUGAGUUCUGCUUACAGGUUGGUCUAGCCCGAUCAGCUGCUCGAGAGAGUCAGUGGGUUCUAGGGCAGCAGUGGCUAGAAAGGGGGAUAGGCCACAUGUGGUUAUGGAAUAUCUGUACUUCUACCCGUAUCUACACCCUCGCGAUAUCUUCGUUUAUGGAGCAUAGAUUUAGCCAAAAUUUGACAAUCAGUCAAUUACUCUUUCUCUUUGAA